This is a messenger RNA of Myiozetetes cayanensis, 4342 nucleotides long. RefSeq names its product protein Wnt-11b-like. Gene Ontology annotation, molecular function: frizzled binding; cytokine activity. Bases 1994 to 3157 code for a protein of 387 amino acids. Gene Ontology annotation, cellular component: extracellular region. The transcript has 8 exons. The record is from RefSeq and is a predicted model, not a curated record. Gene Ontology annotation, biological process: cell fate commitment; multicellular organism development; canonical Wnt signaling pathway. NCBI's taxonomy places the organism in Eukaryota, Metazoa, Chordata, Aves, Passeriformes, Tyrannidae.
ACAGCGGCUGCUGAUGCCUGAAGUUUCCUCCAGGAAUUAAAGCAGCUGCUAAAAAAUGUCCUGAAAACAGGAGGAAGGAUUGUGGUGCUGGUUGUAACCCGCAGGGAAGGCUCCCAAAGGCACAGAGCUGCGCUCGAUGAUCUUAAAGGACUUUUCCAACCUUAAGGAUUCUAUAAAGGCUCGGGGAAAGGGGGAGAAGAGGGAUGGUGGCCUGGCUGUGGGACAGGGAGGCUACCUGAGCCUGGGGAGGGGAAAUUCAGCUUAAAACAGACAAGAAAGCCUGAAGAACGUCCAAGGCCAAGGAAGGGCUGUGAAGGUAUGGGAAAUGGGCCAGGGAAAUGGUGUGCUCGGUUAUUACAAUUACUGAUGUCCGUCUGCCUUCCCAGUUCGCAGAAAAGCCGGAUGCCAGGUUGUGUCUCGUGGAUCUGACAAGAGCUGAAUCCACGUCAGUGCCGAGGGCAACGUCCCCUCCUCCCGGUCCCAGGAAAAGCCUGGCCAGGAGCAGGGCACAGGGUGAGCACCCAGGGCUUGUGCUGGCACAGGGGACAACGGGCUGGGACCGAACCACGUUCGCAGCAGGAACCAGCACGAGGCCGAGAGAAAGCCAGGGUAUGUCCUGUGUCUGCACUGCCCCUCGCCCAGAGCUUCCCAGGCUUUAGGGGAAAUGGUUUCCCUAUCCCAGGCGUGUCUUGGCGUCUCGAGCUUUUUCUUCAUCCAAAAGGAGGGUAAAAGAUCUGUGGAAUAUUGAAAUUUGAACAAAUAAAGGGAGGAUGCCAAAACUGUUGUGUUUGAGUCAGGCUGGGAGGCAGCAGGAGUGUAAAUUUUGGUCUGACAAAAAAAGCAGCGGUGGGUGAAAUGUUGUGACCAUUGACAAAUUUUCUAGAGAACUCGUUGAGAAAUCCAGCAAAACUCAUUCUUUCCAGUGGAAAGCCUUCACAUUUCUCUGGAUCUGCAUUUUCAAAGAAUAAUAGAUUUUUAUCAAAAAUUUCCAGUGAGCUGUUCCUCUAACCCAAGAGGAAAUUACCUUCCCUGCAACUCAAUUAUAGCACCUUUUCUCAUCCCUUUUUCCUCUUUUUUUUUCUUCCCUUUUCUCUCUUUCUCUCCAUGGAGAUGAACCAGAGCUUCACCUACUUCCAGAGCUGAGGAAUAUCCUGGGAGCUGAUGGCAGACAUCACUCCUCAAGCCACCACAGCCCAGCAGAGUGGGAAGAAUGCUCCUCAUCCUCUGCAUUCAGCAGAGCAGAAAUGAACCUAAAUCUCCCCAGUGCAGAUGAUGUAAUGAAGAUCACGUGCUGUAGGCUGUUGUUUCACCCAGCUGAAGGACUGAGCCAAGAAGAGGAAUUGACGUUCGAAGAAGGUUUGGUUUGGCUUUAAAAGGAAGGGUUUAAUUUUUUCCUGCUACUCAGUCCUUGCAAAAGUUUCCUGUGAAGAGGGAUUGCUAAAAGUACCUCUCAUAUGAGGCAGCCUCGGGCAGGGCACUGGUGUCACAGUUCCCUGUGUGGCACUGCCUCCAGUGCCCUUGCCUUCCACGUCCCAAAGGAAGGGAUGGGGUGGGACUGAUCCCUCCUGUCCCCAUCCUGAUCGGGGCUCCCAUCACCUGCAAAGCAAGUCCCUCAUGCCAGCCCAUCCUCCCAUGGUUCCUCUCUGCAUUCCUGUUCUCCAGCAGCUUUUCUGACCACUGCUCACAGCUUCUGAACCCCCUGGUGAUCCGUGUGCCCUCCCAGCUGCCAUCCAGCACCAGAAAUGUCCUGGCAACCCCUGGAGAUGCUUCAGGUCCCAGAACAAGACACUGCCCACACCCUGAGGAGGAGUUUCCCUGAAUGGCACAAGAGCCCUUGGAGAAGCAGAUCAGGUUCAUCUGUGCCACCUGGGAUUGAAGCCAGACAGUGACCCUACACAGCAGCACCAGCCCUCAGGUGCUGGUUCGGGGAUGAUCGCUGCCAACAACAGCUGGACCCUCCUCCACGCCCCUCCUUGUCCCUGUCCUGCUGUGAAUGGCACCGAAACCGCCUUUGUUCCCCUGCCGGGCGGGGGCAGGACCUGCCUCCGGCGUCUAUAAAAGGGGGCGGGGGUGCCGAGCAGCCCCAGCCCCGCUCCCGGUCCCCAUCUCGGUCCCAUUCCUGGUCAUGGGCCACCCCAGUGCCACCGUGUUGCUGUGCCAGCUGGGUCUGUCCACGGCCAUCCAGUGGCUCGGGCUGACGGGCAGCGGGGUGUCCUGGAACGAGAGCCAGCACUGCCGGCUGCUGGUGCCGGAGCAGCUCCAGCUGUGCCGCCGGAACCUGGAGGUGAUGCCCAGCAUCGUCCGGGCCGCCCGCCACACGCAGGCCCUGUGCCAGCAGAGCUUUGCAGACAUGAGGUGGAACUGCUCCUCCAUCCAGCGAGCCCCCAGCUUUGGCCCUGACCUGCUGAAAGGGACCCGGGAAGCCGCCUUUGUGUACGCGCUGGCUGCUGCCACCAUCGCGCACGGCAUCGCCCGGGCCUGCGCCUCGGGGGAGCUCCCGCUCUGCUCCUGCGGCCCCGGCCCCCCCGGAGACCCCGGCCCGGGGGGCAGGUGGGGGGGCUGCGGGGACAACCUCGGCUACGGCCUCCAGCUCGGGGCCGCCUUCGCCGACAGCUCCUCCAGAGCCGGCAGGUCGGGGACACACGGGAGCAAAGCCGUGAACCUGCACAACAGCGCCGUGGGCAGGACGGUGCUGAGUGACUCCCUGGAUACCAAGUGUAAAUGCCAUGGUGUUUCAGGCUCCUGUUCAGUGAAGACCUGCUGGAAGGGACUGUCAAGCCUGGAUGAAAUUGCCUCUGACCUCAAGUCCAAGUACCUGGCAGCCAUCAAGGUGUCCCACCGGCUCGUAGGGCCCAGGAAGCAGCUGAUGCCCAAGGAUACGGAUGCCAGGCCAGUAACAGAGACAGACCUGGUUUAUCUCAUCAACUCUCCUGACUACUGCACCCCAAACCUCCAGCUGGGUUCUCUGGGGACACAGGACAGGCAGUGCAACAAGAGCUCUGUGGGCAGUGCCAGCUGUGCCCUGCUGUGCUGUGGCCGCGGGUACAACACGUACAUGGAGGAGGUGGAGGAGCGGUGCCACUGCCGCUACCGCUGGUGCUGCUCCGUCGUCUGCAGGAGGUGCCGGCGCAGGGUGGAGAGGCACGUCUGCAAAUAACAGCCCAGGACUCUGCUGGUGCCCUCCAGGAACUGCUGGGGAGUGGACACCCACCCCAGGGGAUGCUCCGAGCAGGGAGGGGGCUGUGCAGGAAGCCUGGCCUCUCCAUUGCCAUGGAAAACAUCACCCUGAGGGAUUCCGGGAAGCCUCCGGUCCCUUCCUACCCGACCCCUCCUGCAGCUGGGCAGUGAUCAGCCCUGCCUCCAGCUGGGAGCAGCCAUUGAUCACCCCACAGGAACAGCCCCUUUCUCUGGUGUGAAUGGGGACCCUGGGCUGCCAUUGUCCCUGUGCAGGGGGUUCUGACAGCCAGGAGUGAUGGAUGGGAAGGGGGUAGAGUUAUCCCUUCGGAGAAGGCUGCAGCGACACAAAGCUGCAUCAUGGGCAGCUCCUCUGGGGAUAAUUCUGCCAUGGGCUCACCCAACACCACUGGAUGUUCCUCCUCUGGAGCAAACACUGGUCCAGGGCCAUUUGCAGCAUGGGAAUAAAGCCCAGGCUUGGACACAGACAGAACCAGUCACUGCCCCAGGAGCCAGGACUCAUCAAUCCUCCCCCAGACCUACACAGACAUGGCUGCUGCUCUCAUUGAUGGCAGACAGACCAGGGACAGGAGAGGUCCUGGAGGCUGCCAGAACAGGGCAAAGCUGCACCUGCCAGGUGUGUAUUAAGUGGGCAGCCUGGCAAAACUGCUCCUGCCAGCUGUGGGUUACCAGCCCCACCAUGGCAUCACUGGAGCUUCUGCUCUCUGGGCUCCUCUUGGAGGUGGAAGCGCACUCAGUGCAAGUAACCCUCAUGGCUUGUCCUUCCUGCCCCUUCUCUUGCACCCCUGAGGUCUUUAGCCCACUCUUUCCACUCCCUCAGGACCAGGCGUGCUGGGAGUCUGGCCUGGAGAGGGGACACUACUCCGGGGCCCUGGGGAAGCAAGAAUGAACCUUUAGUGUCUGUCCUUCCUGUAAGUGGGAUUCUGGUGUGUGUUUUGUAAAUAAAUGUGUUGUAUCCUAACUCUCUAUGGCUUGUUUUGUAGGACAACCUCGUUCCUCCAUCUCCCUCUCUGCUGGCCCAGAGAAAGGGAGGGUGUCAGGAGAGCACAAAGCCCUGUGCCCACACAGUCCUGUGUCCCUACUUUUCACUACACAUAUGUGAGGAGCAGUUCACUUUUAACUCUUUCUGCUGUUCACUGCCUCAGAU